Hippopotamus amphibius kiboko is the source of this 1101-nucleotide messenger RNA. RefSeq names its product solute carrier family 25 member 41 (gene SLC25A41). NCBI's taxonomy places the organism in Eukaryota, Metazoa, Chordata, Mammalia, Artiodactyla, Hippopotamidae. The record is from RefSeq and is a predicted model, not a curated record. The transcript has 7 exons. The coding region runs from base 1 to 1101 and encodes 366 amino acids. Gene Ontology annotation, molecular function: ATP transmembrane transporter activity. Gene Ontology annotation, biological process: transmembrane transport.
AUGGGAGCCCAACCUGAGGAAGCUCAGAAGUCCUGCUCGAGGGUCCAGACCCUGUUUAAGAGGGUCAAGGCCUUACUUAUCAAAAUCUAUCCCCCACCCCCACCCCCUUCCCAGAACCUGGGCUGUACCCACGUGUAUGGGUACGUGUUUGGGCACGUGCGUGAAAGCAAACUGGAGCAUCUCCCAUCACAGCAGGUGCUGGACACUGGAGAGCAGCUAAUGGUCCCUGUGGAUGUCCUGGAGGUAGAUAAUGCGGGAACCUUAUGGAAGUUUCUCCUCUCGGGAGCCAUGGCCGGGGCGGUGUCUCGCACAGGUACGGCCCCUCUGGACCGUGCCAAGGUGUACAUGCAGGUCUACUCCUCCAAGACAAAUUUCAUGAAUCUGCUGGGCGGUCUGCGGAGUAUGGUCCAAGACGGGGGCAUCUACUCACUAUGGAGGGGCAAUGGUAUCAAUGUACUCAAGAUCGCCCCGGAGUAUGCCAUCAAGUUCUCUGUCUUUGAACAGUGUAAGAACUACUUCUGCGGAGUGCAUGAGUCCCCACCCUUUCAGGAACGUCUCCUUGCCGGCUCCUUGGCUGUGGCCACUUCCCAGACACUCAUCAACCCCAUGGAGGUGCUGAAGACACGGCUGACCCUGCGCCAGACUGGCCAGUAUAAGGGGCUGCUGGACUGCACCAGGCAGAUCCUGGAGCAGGAGGGUAUCCGCGCCCUUUACCGCGGCUACCUGCCCAACAUGCUCGGUAUCAUCCCCUACGCCUGCACUGACCUGGCCGUCUAUGAGAUGCUCAGGUGCCUCUGGCUGAAGUCAGGCAGGGACAUGGAGGACCCUAGUGACCUGGUCAGUCUGUCGUCUGUGACACUGUCCACGACCUGUGGCCAGAUGGCCAGUUACCCGCUGACUUUGGUGCGCACCAGGAUGCAAGCCCAAGACACUGUGGAGGGUUCGAACCCCACCAUGUGUGGAGUCUUCCGGCGGAUCCUGGCCCAACAGGGCUGGCCGGGGCUGUACCGAGGCAUGACCCCCACGUUACUGAAGGUGUUGCCGGCGGGUGGCAUCAGCUACGUGGUGUACGAAGCCAUGAAGAAGACCCUGGGCGUAUAA